Molecule: messenger RNA, 4000 nt
Organism: Struthio camelus australis
Lineage: Eukaryota; Metazoa; Chordata; Aves; Struthioniformes; Struthionidae
Source: RefSeq, a predicted model, not a curated record
AUUCCCGUUGCUGGAGCUGCCGGAGCCUGCACUCAGCCGAGCCGGAGCCGGAGGAGGGAGUUGAAGCACAGCUUGAUCAGAAAGAGCUGGUGUACCAGGAAAAGCUCCAGUCACUGAUAACAUCUGAAAACAACCAAAAAAAAGAGAGAGGAACCAAAAAAAUCCCCAAACAGUCCCCCCACAACUGCAGCCAGAGCUGUAACGCGUCCGGGGAGAGGAAGCUGUGUGCGGCCAAGGGCACUCGCCGAGCGUGUUCGCGGCGAGACAGGAAUGUUUACCCUUGCAGAAGUUGCAUCGCUUAAUGACAUUCAGCCAACUUAUCGUAUCCUGAAACCAUGGUGGGAUGUAUUUAUGGAUUAUCUAGCUGUUGUUAUGUUAAUGGUUGCCAUUUUUGCUGGAACCAUGCAGCUAACCAAAGACCAGGUGGUCUGCUUGCCAGUUUUGCAGUCUACUGUAAAUUCAAAAGCACAACCCGGCACAACAGGGAAGGCUGAUGUUACCACUGUUGAAACAACCACUGGUCAAGGAGAAGACGCAUCGAUGAGAACGGUUUCCUUUGGAAGUGCCCCUACUGUAACACCUGAUGUACCUCUGAGCAGAGCUACCUCUUCUCAGUAUCAGCCCACUGAAUCGGGUCAGGAGCUGAAGAAGGAGCAGAAAGAUUCUUCAGGCCGUAAAACCAAUUUGGAUUUUCAGCAAUAUGUAUUUAUUAACCAGAUGUGCUACCAUUUGGCUCUUCCUUGGUAUUCAAAAUAUUUUCCCUAUCUUGCUCUCAUCCAUACUAUUAUUUUAAUAGUCAGCAGCAAUUUUUGGUUCAAGUAUCCCAAGACUUGCUCAAAGAUAGAGCAUUUUGUAUCCAUAUUGGGGAAGUGCUUUGAGUCCCCAUGGACUACAAAAGCAUUGUCUGAAACGGCAUGCGAGGACUCCGAGGAGAACAAACAGAGGUUAACUGGUGCCCAGUCUCUGCCCAAGCAUGUUUCCACUAGCAGCGAUGAAGGAAGCCCAAGUGCUAGCACUCCCAUGAUAACGAAGACUGGCUUGAAAUUUUCAGCUGAAAAGCCAGUGAUUGAGGUUCCCAGCAUGACUAUUUUGGAUAAGAAAGAUGGAGAGCAAGCCAAAGCGCUGUUUGAGAAAGUCCGCAAGUUCCGAGCCCACGUGGAGGACAGUGAUUUGAUUUACAAGCUCUAUGUUGUCCAAACUGUCAUCAAGACUGUCAAGUUCAUCUUUAUUCUCUGCUAUACUGCAAACUUUGUCAACGCCAUUAGUUUUGAGCACAUCUGCAACCCAAAAGUGGAACACCUGAUUGGCUACACGCAGUUUGAGUGUACACAUAACAUGGCUUACAUGUUAAAGAAGCUGCUUAUCAGCUAUAUUUCUCUCAUUUGUGUCUACGGUUUUAUCUGUCUCUACACGCUCUUCUGGCUGUUCCGAAUACCUUUAAAAGAAUAUUCCUUUGAAAAGGUCAGAGAAGAGAGUAGCUUCAGUGAUAUUCCUGAUGUCAAAAAUGAUUUUGCAUUUCUUUUGCAUAUGGUAGAUCAGUAUGACCAGCUGUAUUCUAAGCGAUUUGGUGUCUUUUUGUCAGAGGUAAGUGAGAACAAGCUACGGGAAAUCAGUUUAAACCAUGAGUGGACUUUUGAAAAGCUGCGGCAGCAUGUUUCCCGUAAUGCGCAGGAGAAGCAAGAGCUGCACCUCUUCAUGCUGUCAGGGGUCCCUGAUGCAGUGUUUGAUCUGACAGAUCUGGAUGUGUUGAAACUGGAGCUGAUUCCUGAAGCAAAAAUCCCAGCAAAAAUCUCCCAGAUGACAAAUCUUCAGGAGCUUCAUCUGUGCCACUGCCCUGCGAAGGUCGAGCAGACUGCCUUCAGCUUCCUCCGGGACCACUUGAGAUGCCUUCAUGUGAAAUUCACAGAUGUUGGAGAAAUUCCUGCAUGGGUGUAUUUGCUAAAAAACCUCCGUGAAUUGUACUUGAUAGGCAACUUGAACUCUGAAAACAAUAAAAUGAUAGGGCUUGAAUCUCUCAGAGAGUUGAGACAUCUCAAAAUUCUCCAUGUGAAGAGCAAUUUGACCAAAAUUCCCUCCAAUAUCACGGAUGUGGCACCACAUCUAACAAAACUAGUCAUUCAUAAUGAUGGCACUAAGCUUCUGGUACUGAAUAGCCUUAAGAAAAUGAUGAAUGUUGCCGAGUUGGAACUACAGAACUGUGAACUGGAGAGAAUUCCCCAUGCCAUCUUCAGUCUCUCUAACUUACAGGAACUGGAUUUGAAGUCAAACAGCAUACGCACAAUUGAAGAAAUCAUCAGUUUCCAGCACUUGAAAAGAUUGACUUGUUUAAAGCUGUGGCACAAUAAAAUAGUCAACAUUCCUUCCUCCAUAACCCACGUAAAGAACUUGGAGUCACUUUAUCUCUCCAAUAAUAAACUCGAAUCCUUACCAGCCGCAGUGUUCAGUUUACAGAAACUUAGAUGUUUAGAUGUAAGCUACAACUCAAUUGCAGUGAUUCCAGUAGAGAUAGGUUUGCUUCAAAACCUGCAACAUUUUCACAUCACAGGAAACAAAGUCGAUAUUUUGCCAAAACAGUUGUUUAAGUGUGUUAAAUUGAGGACUUUGAGUCUGGGACAAAACUGCAUUACCUCAAUCCCAGAGAAAGUUGGUCAGCUGCUGCAGCUAACUCACCUGGAACUGAAGGGAAACUGCUUGGACCGUCUGCCAGCCACGCUGGGGCAGUGUCGGCUUCUCAGGAAAAGCGGGCUUGUUGUGGAGGAUCACCUCUUUGAUACUCUGCCCUCAGAAGUUAAAGAGGUGUUGAAUCAAGACACAAGCAUUCCCUUUGCUAAUGGGAUUUAAGCGGAGGUGACAUGCUCGAGUUACUGACUUCCAGACAGCAAAUGCUAAAAAGUGGGGGUAUUGUAAGAUCAUGCAUUUAGAAACAGGAACUCCUUGGAAGGCAGGAUUUACUAACAGGAUUAUAAAAGAUGUAACUGAGUGUUCAGUGUUUGCAGUGUUUUAAAAGAUUAUUUCCUGAAUUUUUGAGAGGAUAAAAAACCUUAAUAAUCUCCAUUCUUUUUUCCUUAAAUUGUUUGUAACUUGGAUGCUGCCGCUUUUGAAUGUUUACAAAUUUGCUUGCCUGCUUAAAGUAAAUGAUUAAAUUGAUGACCUUUUCUUACUAUGCAAGUUAUUCUUUAAGGUCUGGAUUUACUUUAGUGCAUUAUGGGGGAAAACCAAGGAUAAAUGUUGUGUACGGUAUGGUUCUAACAGCCCUUGAAACACACGUUGAUGUGCAUUGUUAGUGUUAGCCAUUCUCAGCAAAUGCAACCAGUUUGGCUGUGCUUUGAACUGCAGUAAAGCCACAAUUUUCCUCCGUAAAGGUAUGUGGUUUGCAUAAGGCCAAGUGUGUUUGCUCUCAUCAUUCACCCCCAAGGCCUCAUGUUUUUGGAUGAGGUUUGCUCUGCGAUCCAGUGUGCUACUCCUCCAGACCUGUGAAGACUCAUCCCUCUUCUGCAGCUGAUCUCCCCCAACUUUCACAAGGCUCCUCUGUCCCAAGCAACGAUGGGUGGUAAAAGGGAGAGGAGUAUUGCCACGGGCUCUCAAGCGGUGACAGUCUUGACAUUUGAACUGUUUUGCCAGGUGAUUUUGAAAGGUCACCAGGCAAACAUUAAGUACUUUACUGCUUCUGUUUUGCUCCUCUUCAGAGUUUUCAGCUGGGAGACUCGAGGCAUUUUACAAGAGUUGGUGAAUGUUUUGUUUUGCAGCCCUUGCUUAGGAAUGAGAGUGUCUGCUCUAUUUUCUAGACUAGUGGCAGUGACGUAAGAGAGUUGAUUUACCCAAACGUGAUUUGGCUUUAUCACCUAUUGCAGUGUGUCAUCCACACCUGGACUCUAACAGUAGGAUCACCCUUUUCCCCCAAGCUCCAAUAAUCUGAUGUUUUUGAUCACUUAUGCACUGUUAGAAAACCCUAAAUGUGUGCCAGAUAAUUCCUCAAAUAAAUAAAAAAGCGGACAGCAGU